Molecule: messenger RNA, 8819 nt
Organism: Ahaetulla prasina
Lineage: Eukaryota; Metazoa; Chordata; Lepidosauria; Squamata; Colubridae
Gene: DZIP1L
Product: DAZ interacting zinc finger protein 1 like
Exons: 16
Coding region: 1930-4308 (792 amino acids)
Biological process (GO): cilium assembly
Cellular component (GO): cytoplasm; ciliary basal body
Source: RefSeq, a predicted model, not a curated record
AUUCUUACUAACCAUGGAAUACUCCCCAGUGUAUUACUCCAAAUAGAUACAUACAGAAACAAACUACAGUGGUAUCUCUGUACUCAUUGUUAAUUGGUUCUGGGAGGUGCAAUGACUACCAAAAACUAUGAGUACCAAACGAAUUUUUCCCAUAAAGAAUGAUGUAGUGAGCCACAAGGCUUUCAACACUAAAAAGUUCUUCUCUGUUAAGUGCCAAACAAUGAGAACCAGACAAAAAUUUUGAGUCAAAAUGCAUUGAGUACCAAAUUUGAUGACUUUCAAAGCAAUUGAGUACCAAGGUACCACUCUAUUAAAUGUAUGUAAAAAUGUUAGUUUUUGACAUGUAUUAAGAUUGCUUAAUGAUAAAGCUAAGAAAGAUUAAAAGAAUCUACUGCAGUGUUUCUCAACCUUGGAAACUUUUCUCUGUGUAGAUUUCAACGCCAAGAAUUUCCCAGCCAGCAUUUCUGGGAGUUGAAAUCCACACACCUUAAAGUUGCCAAGACUGAGAAACACUGAUCUAGUACAAUUUAGUACCGGCCUCUUCUGACAGCAAGGAUGGAAGUAGACUGUUACAUUUCUCCUUUAGGUUUAGAAAAACCAAUUACAAGUUUAUUUUAAGAGAAAUAAAAGAAUGAAAUUCAGGGAAGAGAUAUAUGCUAAUUUAUGGAUAGGUGUUAAUUAGAAUUGGUUAUAAUUUAAUUACAGUAUGUUAGCACACUUCAAUAGGAAAGACUCUCAGGCUAAUCUAUGGGCCCUCAAUAAUGUACAGUAAGGACACCGGAGCUGUGCGAAGGUUUAUUGUGUGGCUGGGCCUGAUGAUGAAACAACUCCCACUUAAUAUAAGGUUAGUCCUCACACUGUAGCAAGCUGUUUUUUGUAUUCUGUACUUUGUGUUUGUAUUUUAAGACCUAUGUGUCAUAAAAGGUUCUGUAUUUUUCUUUUUUGGAACCUGACAAAAAUUGUUUGGUAUGUUCUACACCCAGAAAGGGACCUUCCUCCCUUGCCUCUUUCACCAUUUAGUUAAGCAAACUUUAAAAAAUGCAAACAGAAAGGAACUUUCCCACUUUCUCUCAUCAGUGCCUGAUAAUUUUGAAAGGCUUCACUUCUUCUCUGAGGUUUAUUAAGUGAUGCCUCCUUUUGAAAUGUAGAAUAUCUGGGCUGCUACUUCGGCUUUCCUUGGAGGUCCCAGCUGCAAAUUAAAGGGUCUCUUUCUCCCAUUCAGGGACAUUUUGUUCGUUCAACGCGGCACACAGGGAUACCAAUGAAGCUCUCAAUAGAACGUCCUCUCUGCUGGAUUUGCGUCCUCUCUGCUGGUAGUGAUGAGACACCAAACCAGAAACGGCGAGGCAGCUUUGUUAUUCAACAAGCGAAGCCUUAAUAGACCUCUGAGGACCAAUAUUUUAACAGACCGUGAUUGCCCGAUCCUCCCUCGUUGUACAUUGUGGAUAGAUUACAGCCGGAAUGAAGCUUAAACAAGCAAGAGAAAGCAAUCAGAUGCCGUGUUUUCAUAAAUUACUACAGCAACAGCUUGGCUUGGGGGACGGUUUACCAGCUGUUUCCAGCCCUCCUGGGAGAAGCUCCGGAGGCGCAGCAAGGAGCCUCGGAAUUGCUUUCAGGCUUCACCUCUGACGUUGCAAGUUUCGGGCCGAGAAAGCGCUUCGUUGCUGUGGGGAACCGGCGCUGGGAUCUUUGCCUGGAUGGUGUUGAAUUUCCUGGGUGGGAGGGGAGAGACGGAGGAUUUCAGCGCCGAGUUUUGUCUCCAACCCCGCGCUGUUUGUACCGGGGCCUUUUGAAGCGCGAGUGCAGGCACACAAUCACACACACGCAUAACCACCCUGCUUCACAAAAUAUGCUUCCUGCGGGCAGCCUUUUGUAUCGAAUAUUUAUUACCCCUUUCCGCUGCCUACUUCUCGACAUUAUUGGAUAAAUAUGCCAGGUUCCACAUUUCCUGUGAACUUCCAGCGCACCAGUGAUUUUUCGGGCAACAUGCUACCCAGCCCCUCCAUAAUUCCAGCCUUUAAAUUCCAAUUGCGGCGAGAAACCAUUGACUGGAGGCGAUUCAGUGCCAUUGAUGUGGAACGCGUAGCUCGUGAGCUGGAUCUUGGCACUCUUCAGGAAAAUAUCAAUAGCAUCACCUUUUGUAACCUUGAUGCAGAGAAGUGCCCCUAUUGUCAGCAGCCAGUAGAUCCUGUUCUCCUUAAGGUUCUGAAGAUGGCCCAGCUGACCAUCGAAUAUUUGUUGCACUCUCAGGAGUACUUAAGUAUAAACUUGGCACUCCAGGAGGAGCAGCACCAGGCGGUCCUUGAAGACUGCAAGCGUAUCAAGUAUGACCUGGAUAAACAAGCAGAAGAAUUAAAGGGGGUGAAGGAAGAGAGCAGGAGACGGAAAAAAAUGAUUGCCACCCAACAGCUACUCUUGCAAGCUGGGGCCAACAACUACCACAAGUGCCAGCUCUGUGACAAGACCUUCAUGAAUUAUUCCUUUCUACAAGGCCACAUGGAGCGUAGACAUGCUGAAGCCACUGCACUUGAAAAUUCGAAGAAGAAACAGGUGCAGCAAAUGGAAAAUGAGAUCGAAGAACUGAAGGUCAAGUUGAAGGAGACCCAUGUCCAGCUGGAGGCUGAGAGUCAGCAAAGGGCUCAGGAGACAGAGCGUCUUCGCCAAAGGGAAGAUGAUGAAAGAAGGAAAUUUGAAAGAUGGAAGGAAGAGGAGAGAGCAAAGUUUCACACAGAAAUGGAAGAGCUUAGGCAACUUUUCAUCACAGAAAUCAAGGACUUUUCCAACAAAAAUUCUGUCUUGGAAGGAAAACUUCAGGAAUUGCAAGUCAAGAAUGCGGUAGCCUCACAUCUUGGAACAUUGCAAGACGAUGAUUCUUUUGAGAAACAACAGUGGACUAAGACUCAGAAAGAAUUACAAGGGAUGAAGGCAAGGAUUGAACAACAGAAAACCGAAUGGGAGUGGAAACUUAGGAAACUUCAGAAGGAGAAUGAGAAAGAAAAAGAAAAACUGAAGAAUGAGAAUGAAAAACUGAGGGCUUCCUUGUCUUCUGACCAAUCUAAAAUGGCUGAAUAUAACAAGAAACAACUUGCCUCCCUUACCACACAACUCAGAGAGCAAGCUGGUGUCAUCCAAUCUCAGGAGAAUACAAUUAAACUUCUGACUUCCAGCAAACCCAGAGAAAUCCAACAAGUACCCAAGACAGAAAAGCUGGAAGAAUCCAGCGAAGAAGUUUCUGUAGAACUAGAUGAUACUUUGGACAGGAAGAAGAGAGUUCUGGAAACAUUGCGGAAGGAUCCCAAUUUGUUGAAGCAAUUCCGUCCAAUUCUGGAAGAGACACUUGAAGAUAAACUGGAGACCAUGGGAGUGAAACGAGGUACAAAAGGUAUCCCAGCUCAAACUUACAAACAUUUGAGAGCUUUGAUUAAGAAACAGCAGCAGCAGAAGGCUAAAACAUUUCCAGGUCUGCUAACUUUGAGAGAUAAACUUGAAAAAGAAGUUCAGAAGAAAGUGGUUCAGAAGGAUGAAGAGACUAUGUCCUUGCCAUUUUCUUCAAUCUUUGAAAAAGACCAGCAUUCUCCACUCCAGGUUACCCCUUUGAAGAUUGGAACACACCCAGUGGAAGUACCAUAUUAUGCCCUGGAGACACCCAAGCCAGCUCCUCGGAACAAAGUUAGUUCCAUGACUAGUUCAGUAGAGAUUCCAAAGAUACCAUCUCCAAAUCUAAUUAGAAGCAGUUCACCUUCUCUUCAACAAUCUGCUGUCCACUUCCUCAGUACUUCACCUUUCAGCUCUGAGACUGAAGAGUCAGAGGAAGAAACAAACAUGAGCUCUUCAAAACACACAUCCCUCAAGACAGAAGCAAAGCAGAGCAAUCCUGUCCCCAGAGCAGCACAGGUGGAAGAGAGUGAGUGGGAUUCAUCUGACACAGACUUUUCUAAAGAGAAACUUAGUUCAGGAAAGAGUUCUUCAGUUGCAGCAGGAACUCAUUCAGAAACACUAGUGCAGUCAAUGGCUAAAAAUCUGGAGAAGAAACUGAACAUACCUGGAAAGAAGCCUCCAGGUGGUGUGAAGCUCUUUGCCAUCCAAAGCAAAGAAGAUGCUAAAACCAAUCAUCCCACAAAAAAGCUUCAGUUUGCCUAUGAGGAGGACAGUGAUUUGGAGAUUUCUUCCUUGGAGGAAAUCAGCCAGCACCUGGAACCUGAAACUAAGAUAAAGAAGCCACAAGGGGCAAAAGUUACUGGGAGCUCCACUGGAUUGCAGGGCACCAGUAUCUGGACUUCCAGCCGCACAAAGCCUGGGGCCUGGUGAUUCCCAUGGUUAGAUGAGUACAGAACCCAGUUGAGAUAAAAGAACAUUCCAUAACAGAGAAAUCAGAUUCAAUUUGAUAAUCACAAAGAAAGAACAAAGACACCAAACACCAAAAGUAUCAUGUUCAAGGUUCUGUACAUAGUUUCAAAGCAAACAUUUAAGUAACAUGAGUUCUUCUAGUGCUACUAGACUGAUUUGUUCUUUUGUUGAAAGUCAAUCUUGACAUGACAUUAUAAAUUAAAUUUUGUCCAGAAGACACAAGCCUGAUUCUUAUAUCAUGCAAAGCUAUAAUGUUGUGCACUUGGGUCUGAUUUAGUGUAGUAUGUGACCCAGUCUUCAUGUACCAUAGGAUAUGAUUUAGCAUUAUAUUAUUAAAACAAAACAUAUCUUAGCACAGUAUAUAAAUGCAGCAAUAAAUGUAAGGCUGACUCAAAAAGCAGCCAUGGCAUCAUAGCCUCAUUUGUGGGCUGUAAUGAAGUUUACAGUAUACCUUUCACUGAUGCUCUAAGUGAAUUUAAGUGACUACAAGAAGGAAAGAGGUAUAAUUCUUGGGGUCUACAUAAUGGAAAAAAAGGCUUUUGCUACAUUGUGCUGUGAUACAUAAUCUACUUUGGAAAAAAUGUUUCUGAAAAAAUCCUGAAUUGUUUAUGCAAUUACGCAAUUUUCCUUUCUAAUACUGUGAUGGGUGCAGCUUUCUUCUAUUUUUGAUAAGUUUGUGAAUAGCCAUAAAAGUAAAUCAAAUGGAAAGGCUUCAAACAUUUUGUAUCCCGUCAACCUUCAGUUUCAUUUUUAGCUUGUUUGCACUUCAAUGUACAGUAAUUCUGAAAUGCAGACUACUUAUUUGAACAGAAUAACAGAGUUGAAAGGGACCUUGGAGAUCUUCUAGUCCAACCCUCUGCUUAGGCAGGAAACCCUACACCACUUCAGACAAAUGGUUAUCCAAUAUCUUCUUAAGAACUUCCAGUGUUGAAGCAUUCACAACUUCAGGAGGCAAGUUGUUCCACUGAUUAAUUGUUCUAACUGUCAGGAAAUUUAUCCUUAGUUCUAAGUUGCUUCUCUCCUUGAUUAGUUUCUACCCAUUGCUUCUUGUCCUGCCUCAGGUGCUUUGGAGAAUAGCUUGACUCCCUAUCUCAGCCCCUGAGAUAUUGGAACACUGCUAUCAUGUCACCCCUGGUCUUUCUUUUCAUUAAACAGACAUACCCAGUUCCUGCAACCAUUCUUUAUAUGUUUUACUCUUGAGUCCCCUAAUCAUAUUUGCUGAUCUUCUCUGCACUCUUUCUAGAGUCUCCACAUCUUUUUUACAUCAUGAUGACCAAAACUGGAUGCAGUAUUCCAAGUGCGGCCUUACCAAGGCAUUAUAAAGUGGUAUUAACACUUCACGUGAUCUUGAUUCUAUCCCUUUGUUUAUGCAGCCUAGAACUGUGUUGGCUUUUUUGGCAGCUGCUGCACACUGCUGGCUCAUAUUUAAAUGAUUGUCCAUUAGGACUCCAAGAUCCCUCUCACAAUUACUACUGUUGAGCAAGUUACCACAUAUACGGUACCUGUGCAUUUUGUUUUUCUUGCCUAAAUGUAGAACCUUGCUUUUUUCACCAUUGAAUUUCAUUUUGUUAGAUAGAUUGAGGUGAGGCAGAUAGGUCUGUAGUUUCCUGGAUCUAUUUUUCUCCUUUUUUGAAGAUGAGAACUACAUCAGCUCUAUUUAAUCCUGAAAUACUCAAAGUAUUUUUUCUAUUAUAUGUAUGUAGAAUCACAUUGAAAAUGCUAAAAGUAUUUCAGAAAUAAAUAAGUAUAUCUGUGAAAUAAUAUAUAUCUGACCUUGGGACAGGGUGGGGGGGAAGAGUAUAAUAAAUCCUUAAAGGAGAAGAAAAAACUUUUCAAAAAAUGAAAACUCAAAAUAUCCCCCUCCCUCAAUUUUUUUUGGCACAAGGUGCGACAGAGAGAAAAAAAUCUGAGUGCCUUUCAAGAUUCUGUUAUUCUACCCUACAACAAUAUUGAGCAUUCUUGGAAUCCAUAUUGCUCUUGUUUCAAAACUUUCCUAUCAUGAAGGGUUGACAAUAUCAUGAACCUUGAUUCAUGAAUCACAACUUAAAAUUUGGAACUUAAUGAUAACCACCUAAGAAUAAUAGUUAACCAGUUGGACUAGGACUGGAGAGAUUCAGAUUCAGGUCCAUUCUCAGUCAUGAGAGCUUACAGUGACUUCAGGCCACCCUGGCUCUUAAAUCCAAUCUAACACACAAGAUGGUUGUUGUGAAUAUAAAUAAAGAUAUGAUUGCUAUCUUUAGCAUUAGGAGGAAAAGUAGGAUAUGAUAUAUUAUUCCAUAGUUAUUUCCCAGUUGGAUUAAUGCCAUGCACUCUACAUAGGGCUGCCCUUAAAAAACACUCAAGCUUUAAUAUGCCCAGAAUGCAGCAAUACAUAGUAUUUUCAGUGUACCAAGGUGUGCCCAAAUUUCAUUGCCUAGCCAUAUUUUUACAGGUUUUUUCAUCUUUAAAGUCUUGCAUGGUACAGGGAAAGGUUAUUUGUAGGAUCACAAAUUUCCAAGAAUUGCCCAUCCCACCAGAUCUGACAAGGUGAGCGCAAUCCAAAUCACCCUGGGCCCUAGACGAUGUGCCUUCUCUGUUCUAGAAUCUUCCAUUGGGAACAACUAUGCCCUGAUUCAGAAAGUUCCAACUUUCUUAGCCUUCUAAAUGCUCUGAAGAUCUAGCUCUUCCACCAGAAACCGGCUGAGAUGUUUGUUGCACCCAAUAUGCUGUAGGUGCAGUUCUUUUGAUACCUUGAUUGAUGUAUUAUGGUUGUUUAUAGAUUUUUUUUAAAAAAAUAUGUUCUGGGGUUUGUUGUGAGGUAUACAGGAUUAUCCAUUUAAGAUGAACAGCCAUAUGCAUGUUAAAAAUUAAAUUUUAUAUAUGUUUUAUAAACAUACAGAAAUGCAGUAUGCUUUUUCAAGCAAAAGAAGUAUGAACCACCUUUCUUAAGUAUUGUUCUCCUAAACCACUACUAAUAGGAAUUGACAUACAAUUACAUUGGUUUCCAAUGAUGUAUAAAUUCUCUCUGAUGUGAAAUGAAUGAAGAUAAGAGCUGGAAUAUCUGCAGAAGCCUCUUAUUAUCUCAGGGAAGACACUGGGAGGUUUAUGUCAUCUUGUCUUAUUAUAAUCAUUCCUGGGCAAUUGUUGCAAUGUAAUUGGUUGUUCCCUGCCUUCUCCCUCAUCCCAAAAAGAUGCUAAUCUUACUAUUCAACAAGCAAACAAAUGAUCCUCUACUGACUUUGGACUUUUUGCUAUUUUGACAAAUCUCCAUUCAUGGAAAGUUAUGGAAUGAGGUGUCCUCUGGCUUGAAUAAGUCAAGCUGAUCUGAACAUUACGUUUUUCAGGGGUUCUGACUUGUGCAGAUAUUUUUCUGGACCCUAUUCUUAAAAUGUGGACCCUCCAAUUUUGUCAGGCUUGCCCGUAAAUUAAAACUUAAUUUGAGGAGCUCUAGAAAAUAUAUUUGAAGCUGAAAAAUUGCUGGCAAUUGCCACUUGAUGGCACCAUGUCUGAAGAAAUAUGCAAUGUUUUUCUUGAGACUUUGCAAAUGAUAUUUGCAAUAAGAAAAGGGUUUCCCUAAAACAAAGCAUAUAGAACUCCCAAAGGAGUAAUAGUGAAUAAGCCAUCCUAUACGUGUGUCUAAGUUGAAAGUCAGAGAAAUAAAACUUUUGCUUGAUUCUAUUUUCUCCCAUCCUUAAUAUGGUUUUUCCUUACUGAGGUCAAUAUUACAAAAAUUACUCAAAAAAAUAUUUCCCAAGAAUACCUGAAGACUUAUAAAUUUUAAGCAUAACUAGAUUUCUCAAAAUUGUUGAACUGAAAAAAAAAACUGAAAAAAAUGGGGGGGGGGUCAAAGUGCACCUAGAAAUGUUUGGAAAAUGUUCAGUGGCUAUACAUGAAGUUGUGCAAAUGAGUGUAAAAUAUUUGUUUGUUUAAAUACUGUACUGUAAAUCAAAAAUUCUCAUGCUAUGACAUGAAAUAAUGAAUGUCUUAUGUAUAUGACAAUUUAUUUGAGGGAUGCAGGAGAGAAAAAAUGAAAUCAUGCCUCUACCCUAGAGAUUUUAAUAUUUUUUAGUCACAGAGCUCUAUCUAUAAGUGAAUAUUUAUAAAUAAUAUUUAUAAAUUCUUAAAACUGUAAAGCAUCAGAAAAUGUUUCUGAGAAAAGGAAAAUAGAUAUCAUCUAUCUUUCUACUAUGUUUGCUUUUUUCCUAAUAUAAAAUUAGGUACAGAGAUAUUUAAUUUUUGGAAUAUUUCUAAUGAAAGGCAGAGUGAAAAAUUACAAGCCAUUUGCCUAUCUGGUAGAUUCCUGAUUCCAUCCUAUCACAAAAUAAAUUACUGAAUGGAUUUAGCAGUUUUCAUGGUGAGGUAAUGUUUGUAUUAUAAUAUUAAUACAAAAUUUAUUCAAAGUGCUGCAUAAACUGUUCUAAUUUAUCUUUGUAUACCCAUUCAACUGCAGAGACAUUAUAUUUAUAUGAAAGAUUAAACCUAUAUUUGUAUCA